GCGCCACCAUCAGCUGAUCCUCCCCGCCAGUGUCGCUCGGGUCUCUCCUGUGAACGUGUCGGCGGACCGCCUCACACCCUAUCUUUCAUGCCGUUCCAAAUUGAAAUCGAACGCGAUAUGGAGGAGGAGGAUCUCCGUAUCAGUGUGGUGGACGUUUACGACCUGGCGUCGGAGAUCGGCAAGGAAUUCGAGAAGAUGAUAGACAGGAACGGGGCGGAGGCGGUGACGGGGCUGAUGCCGAGAGUGAUCAGCGCCCUGGAGCAGCUGGAGAAGCUGGCCUCCAGGCACGAGUCCACCUCCUCCUAUAUACAGGAGCUGAGGACCACCAUCAUCCACCUGGAGAACGAGAAGAUCGGCAAGGCGGAGGACAGGCAGCGCUACGAGAGGGAACUGGAGGACAUUGAGGAGCGACUGCGGGAGGAGAGCCAUGAGCUGGUGGAGAUGGUGUCGCGCCUUCAGGAUGAAAACCGCAAGUUGUCGUCCUCCCUGGCCAAGACUGAGGGCACCCUCAUCCACUCCAACGGGGCUACGCCAGAGAUAGACCUGAAGGUGGUGACGCGCCUUCAGGAGGUCAUUGAGGCACAGAGGGAGCAGCUCCACAAGACUGAAAACGAAUGUCAUCUUAAGACCACGGAACUCGACAAUUUAAAGUCACAGCUAGAGAAGGUCAACCAUGUAAAUCGGGAGCUCCGGCGGCGGCAGAGGACCAACAAUACACAGAUGCGAUCCUUGAUUGACGAGAGGGCCGAGCUGCAGGCAGCCCUGCAGGAAGAGACCCGGACAGUGACGGUGCUCAGACAACGACUGGGUCUGGCACAGAAAGAAAAUGAGGAUCUUGCUUGUUCCAGUAGUGACAGCUUGGACCUGACUAACAAGUUGGUGUUUGAUCGUGAUGAUCCUAACCGACCCCGAUUCACAAUGACGGAGCUCAAGGAGAUCCUCUACGAGCGCAACGAACUCAAAGCCCGUGUAUCUGACCUGGAAGAUGAACUGGAAAUGUACAGGCCCAAGGAUGAGCGACAGCGCAGCCACAUAAUCUGCCCCCCGGUAGAGAUGCUGGAAGCUGAGGGGGGGCUCCAGCCUCCUACAGACCCCCUCACACCCCCCCUCUCUCUCUCCGACUCACUUUCCACCGAGAUGCAAGAUGCAGCAGAGGAUGACGAGGAGGAGGAGCCCCCGGUGCAAGGCCCACUGCCCUACGAACCCGAUGAUGCUCCCUGGAAGAGGGGCGAGUCUGGCAUUAGGAAGUUUUUCCGUCGGCUCUUUGGCGAUGAUGAGACAAGCUCAGGAACAAGCCCCAAGAGGAACUUGCUCGGCCUGGGACGUCCAUGAAUAUUGCUGUGGAUCCAAUGUAAAUGGUGCUGAUUCUGGGGCAGCA
This is a messenger RNA of Procambarus clarkii (red swamp crayfish), 1378 nucleotides long. RefSeq names its product Rab interacting lysosomal protein like (gene Rilpl). The record is from RefSeq and is a predicted model, not a curated record. Gene Ontology annotation, molecular function: protein dimerization activity. Lineage: Eukaryota; Metazoa; Arthropoda; Malacostraca; Decapoda; Cambaridae.